UGUUGUCUGGGUGCCCCUCGUCUUCCUCUUCCCAACCCGACAGACAGCAGGGAGCUUAGAAGACCCUUCCUCUCGUUUGCCUCCCUUUCUUGAAUUAUUUAUUGAAGAGAACCGACAGCCCGGGAUUUCAGCAGGGACAGAUGUGAAUGACUUCAAGUGCACUGUUAGCUUUGGCACCUAUAACAUCCUUGCCACAGAUCUCCAAAUGUUUCCGCAUGUGUCAAGAUGUAAUAUUUCCAGCUUGAAAAGUCUCAAGAAAGGGUGGAUUCUGGUAACAUAGUCCUGCCCAGUGUAUCAACAGGAUCUACAUCAACUGGAUGAUCUAGACAUCUUCAGUGACAGGCCCUGAGAUGAAGAUGAAAGUUGCAGCUUUUAUGUUGGGGGUAGCCAGCAUAUGGUGCACUAGAUGUUCUGAACUCACAAUCCCUAAUUCUUGCUUCUUGUACUGACUGCAUUUAUUGGAAUUGGAGUCCCAAAUCUCUGGAGGGUGCCAGGUUGUCAGCCACUAUAAGCAUCCCAUGUUGGCUUGUUAGCUCAACCAAGUUUCAUACCAGGUGGUAUUGGACUAAAAUUCCCAGAGUCAUCAAAGCAGAUGAUGCAGAGAGCAUCAACAGUCCAACAGUACCUUGGCGACAGCAUGAUUUUUCCUCCUACUGUUGGACAAGAAUGGUAAAAGCAUGGGCUGUCUAUUUAUUUUUUGACUUUCUUCAAACCCUGUAAAAAGAAAAAGCUACCUGGUACCAAACCAUAAGCUACACAACCAUUUGGAGGCAUGGCUUGCCAUUGUAAUUUAUUCUCCUAUGCCUGUUUUCAGGUUAUAAAAGUCAUUUUUGGAAUGCAGACAGGACCCUCAGAGAAUGGCUUUGCUGCAUUAGAGUAUAGCAAAUGACAAUGAAAUACUGGAAAGACAACUGUGCAAACCACCUGAUGCAACUGUGACACUUAUUUGCCCAUACACUUUAUACAUUGUAUUAAUAAGUUGUAUAAGUUGAACUGUAACAUAAAACAUUGGAGGUCGAUGUCAGGAUGCUUAUGAUUUGAUAAACACUUUGAAGUAAAUGUCGUAUUUAAUUGAACCUAAUGCUCACCUUUUCUUGGCUAAAUCACCUUAAAAUUAGGGUAUGCAUUAGAGCAAUAUAAUAUGGUAAUCUUAGUGCUGAGCCAAAGUAAAAGGGGAAGCUGCUUCAGGAACACCUGGAGCUCCUCCUUGAGGGAUGUCACCUCUAAUUUAAUUUCCAUGGCUCACUGCUAUGCACUGCUGGGAUUUGUAGUUUGGUGAGGCACCAGCAUUCUUUGGCAGCCCCAAUGAUCCCAAACUACAGCUCCCAUGGCCCCAUAAUAUUGAGGCAGUUAAAGUGGAUUCAUUCUACACUAUAGCAUAGAUACACCCCAAGGUUUUCAUUUCCAUUGCUGAAAGCUUUGGUGUUCUAACACUCUUGUUUUUAAAGAAGGAAUUGUAAGCAUGCAGCCAAAUUACAAAGAGUGCACGUUUUGCCACUGCACUGCACAUUACAUUUGCCAGCAAUUUUUUUCAGGAUUUUAAAAAUUGAGGUAUGCAUUAGAUUCCACAGUGCAUUAGACUCAAAUAAAUAUGAGUAUAUGCAUAUUAUGUGACCACAUUAUUUUUUUAUGAGGCAUCAUUGAACAUUAGAAGUCGGCAGACUUCAGGUUUGUGAAAUAUAAUUUUGAUAUAUUCUGAAAGAGAGGCAGUAUAGUAUAGCAGUUUGAACAUUUGACUACAAUUCUGAGAAAAGAGUUUGAAUAUUUAGUCAGCAAGUAAAACCCACGGGGUGACCCUGGUCAAAUCGCACUAUCCUGGUCUCAGAGGAAGGCAUCAACAAUCCCCUUUGACCAAAUCUUGCAGAGAAAACUUGAUAAUAGGGUCACCUUAGGGUUACUGUAGGUUGGAAAUGACUUGCAGACACACAACCAAAAUAAUAGCUUCAGGGCCAGGUCCAAAAUAAGGAUGCUGGGAGGCAAAGGAGGGCCUCAUCAUUUUAGACAAUAGAACCAUUAUCUGAGAUACAGAAAUAUAUACUGGCUGGUGAGCCCUUUCCCUACUAUUUUUUUUGUGUCUUGGUAUUUCUGUAUGGGCGGGUGAGUGCAAGGGCUUUAGAUUCAGCAGAAUGAAAUAUUAUUGGAAUGUCUUGUUUCAAGCCUCACUGCUUUUAAAGUGACACAGCAGUAGAACUUUUUGCCUGGGACCGGAAGGUUCACAGUAUCUUGGUGCCCUCCUUAGAAGCUUAAGACUGAAUCAUUAAAUGACAAUAUGUGUAAACAUUUUAGACAUAUGUAAUCUGUACACACUUUGGAGCCCCGGAGGCACAACUGGUUAAACUGCUGAAUUGCUGACCAAAAGAUUGGCAGAUCGAAUUCAAGGAGCAGGGUGAGCUCCCGAUGUUGGCUCCAGCUUCUGCCAACUUAACAGUUAAAAAAUGUGAGUAGAUCAAUAGGUAUAGGUACCACUUCGGCGGGAAUGUAAUGGUGCUCCAUUCAGUCAUGCCAGCCACACGACCUUGGAGGUGUCGAUGGACAACCCUGACUCUUCGGCUUACAAAUGGAGAUAAGCACCAACCCCCAGAGUCGGACAUGACUAGACUUAAUGUCAGGGGAAAACCUUUACCUUUACCUAAUCUGUACACAUGAAGUAAGGAAGCAUGGAUGAGCUUUUAAGACUUACCCCUCAUCUAUCCUUGCUGCAUUAAUCCUUAUGUGUCGAAUCCCACUGUCUGCAAAGAGAAACACUCCUCUGCAAUGAAUUUCUAUCUAGCCCCACACCACCAACACACACACUAUAUAAUUCAAACUGGUUCUCUUAAUUUUUCUCAUUUUGAAUAUUUUUUUUCUGUCUAUAGUUUUGCAUGUUCAUCUUGUUAACAUAUCAAUUUUCUUGCUUUUCCCCAUAGGUGAGACCUUAAUCCAUGUUUUGAAUUGAAAGAAGAAAAAUGGGGUUAACAGGAGGAUCAAAAACAAUAGGGAACUGGACCAGCCUAGCUAAAAUGGACCUGUAUUCGAGACUGAAUUUGCCAGGCUUUGACGGUGAUCUGCUAACUGAUCCAAAACAAGAUCUGAAAGACAGCACCAAUUUGGUUGAGGUACAGAUCAUUCUUAUCUGUGCCUACUGUGUUAUUAUCCUGCUAGGGUUAGUGGGCAACUCUUUGGUGAUUCAUGUGGUGAUCAAAUUCAAGAGCAUGCGCACUGUGACUAACUUUUUCAUUGCCAAUUUGGCAGUGGCCGAUCUGUUGGUGAACACUCUUUGCCUCCCUUUCACAUUAGUUUACACAUUACUGGGAGAAUGGAAGCUUGGCCCAGUACUGUGCUACCUAGUGCCUUAUGCCCAAGGCCUUGCAGUGCAGGUAUCUAUAGUUACGUUGACUGUCAUCGCCUUGGACCGGCACCGCUGCAUUGUGUAUCACUUGGAGAGCAAAAUCUCCAAAAGAAUCAGCUUCCUAAUCAUUGGUGUGGCCUGGGUUGGCAGUGCUCUCUUAGCUAGCCCCCUGGCCAUCUUUCGGGAGUAUUUCUCCAUUGAGCUGAAUCAUGAUUUCAAGAUGGUGGUUUGUGCUGAAGCCUGGCCAAAAGAAGCCGUGGUCAGUUAUGGCACCAUCUAUAGCAUCUCAAUGCUUCUGAUCCAGUACGUCUUGCCUCUGGUGAUCAUCUCAUAUGCCUACAUCCGCAUUUGGUGUAAACUAAAGAAUCAUGUCAGUCCGGGGGCAGGGAAUGAUCACUACCACCAAAGGCGUCGGAAAACUACCAAGAUGCUGGUCUGUGUCGUGGUGGUGUUUGCAGUCUGCUGGCUGCCUUUUCACAUCUUUCAGCUUGUCAGCGAUAUUGACAGCAAAGUGUUGGAUCUGCAGGAGUACAAACUGAUCUACACGCUCUUUCAUGUCAUCGCAAUGUGCUCCACCUUUGCCAAUCCCCUCCUCUAUGGCUGGAUGAAUAACAACUACAGAACAGCUUUCUUGACAGCUUUCCGUUGCGAACAGCGGCUGGAUUCCAUCCACCCCGAGGCGUCACCUGCACUCAAAGCCAAGAAGAACCUGGAAGCAAAAGAGAAUCUCUGCAACGGAUCACCGUUUUCACAGCCUACAAGUGUUUGAGAGCCAGAUUGAAUGGGCUGGUGGAGAUGCACGAAUGCACCUUUUCAUUCUUUUCUGUAGAUAAGCUAUAUGUGCUGAAAAACAUGAAUGCAUCUUUAACUUUUGGUGAAUACCAGAUACUGUGAGGGCAGGGGAAUAUAUACUGGAACUACAGGGAGAGGGUAUUGUAACUCUUCUCUUGUGCCGUUUUCCUGAUGGUGUUUAUUCCAGCUGGAAAAAAACCCAUAUAUACGCCCUUGCCAGUUUGGGGACAUAUAGCAAGGUUAGGAAAUAAGUGCACAAGGAGAGGAUUAAGCACUUACUUCCAUGUAGUCCUGAUUCAUAUUUCGCUUUCACCUAGCUUGGAUUUGCACAAAACGGGGAAUUGACACAUCUCCGUUGCAUGUUUUUUUUGUGGCUUCUGAAAGAAAUGAAUAUGGACAAAGGAAACAGUUUGGUGCAGGUUCUCUAUUGACACAUAAGAACUUUUAUGAACUGGAGAAAAUUUUGAGAAGGCUGAAGAAUUUUUCUCUGCAUUUUGAAAAGACAGCCAUUUCUAUUCAAGGAGAAGGUCAAUUCCAAAGAAAUAGGACAGAGCGGUCUGAUUUCUCGUUGCCUAAAAAGAAAUCAGAAGCACAUAUGGUAGGGACACAGCUGAGAUGGUUUUAACAGUGUUUCUAUAAAUAAAACAGUAGUGAAGGGAAAAGGCAUUGGUAGUUGGAGGAUGACAAACAGAUGAAUGCUGGGAACACAUAGUGUAGCCCUUUUGGCUAAAAGAUCAAAGUACCCUCUUGUGGUAAAGAUGGAAAUUGCUUUUGAAACUUAAGCUUGCUUAUUCUAUUUCUGAGAAAAGAGGACCCCAGAAAUCAAGGUGCACAAGGGUUUGUGUUGUGUGCUUUUAGAAAGGCGUUGCUGUUUUCCUGUUGAAGUGGGACCCAAGGUUAACAAAAUGCAAACAUCUACUUACAAGCCCUUUGCAACAGAAAUCUAGAGGACAAACUACUAAUUACAAACAUAGGCUUUAGUUUGCAUUAUACAUACUUGACAUUUGUAGUUAUGAUGAAUCCAGAGUGUUUAUUAUUUCACAAUCUGUUACAGGCAAUUUAAUAAGGAAGUACCCAACAUCCUAUGGUUGUUUUCAGGCUUCUUGUAGAAGGAAAAGUAGAAGGAAAGGUCUGCAUACAAGAUCCAGAGCUUGAAAAAUUAUUUCUGAGAUAAAACCAUCUAUCCCCAAGCAGUAAUGGCAAGAUGCUCUGGUAGCCAUUGCACCAUCCUAACACUGUUCAUGGAGUCCCUGAUGACACAGCGGGAUAAACUGUUGAGCUGCUGAACUUGCUGACCGAAAGGUCGGUGGUUCAGAUCUGGGGAUCAGAGUGAGCUCCCACUGUCAGCUCCAGCUUCUGCCAACCUAGCAGUUCAAAAACAUGUAAAUGUGAGUAGCUCAAUAGGUACUUCUCCGGCAGGAAAGUAACGGCUCUCCAUGCAGUCAUGCCGACCACAUGACCUAGGAGGUGACUAUAGAUAACGUCAGCUCUUCAGCUUAGAAAUGGAGAUGAGCACCAACUCCCAGAGUCGGACGACUAGUCUUAAUGUCUAGUCAACUGUUCAGUUAUGGAUGGUAUCAAUAUCUUGUUACAUUUCCUAGUCUUAAAAGUAACAUUCAACCAUUGAUGUUCCUGAUCUAAAAAAAAGUGUCAACCCACUUGGCCAUUGUCCUGCAAAUAGUCCUUCUGUCUCCCUUUACAAUGAUUUUGUGCUAUUUUCUAUAGGCACCAGGAUUAUGUAGAUGAGUGGUCAGUUAGUUCUUUAGAUAAGAACGUUCCAAAAUAUGUAAACUUCUUCAUAAUUCUGACUUUAUUUAUUUAUUAUUUAUUUAUUUUGUGUCAACAGUGACUUGAGAAACUGCAAGUCACUUCUAGUGGGAGAGAAUUGGCCGUCUGCAAGGUCAUUGCCCAGGGGACGCCUGGAUGUUGGAUGCUUUGCCAUCCUUGUGGGAGGCUUCUCUCAUUUCCCUGCAUGGGAGCUGGAGCUGACAGAAAGAGCUCAUCUGCUCUCCCCAAAUUCAAACAGCCAACCUGUUGGUCAGCAAUCCUGCCGGCACAAGUGUUUAACCCAUUGUGCCAUCGGGGGCUCCAUAAUUCUGACUGAAAAUAUUUGAGAUUUUAAAAACUGGCUUGCUGGAGAAAAUGAAAUUCACAGAUUUGCCCAUCCAGACAAACAACACUUUGGAUGUUUAGCUCUUAAAAUGUCAAGCUUUGCUUCUCUCUGUAGUCAGUGGUUGGUUUAGGCUACCUCUUUUCCCCCUUGACAGGCUCUUCAUCUUUAACACAAUAUAGAUGGUAAAUACAACUUGAUCUGUUCCAUACUAUAGAAUACCUAUGACAAUUGACUAUGGCCAGUGCAGAUGGCUGCAAAUUUCAUUCUGUUAAUUUUGAUCUGAUCCAAAAUUUGCUAUUUUCUUUAUACAUUCAAGAGGUAGACCUUGAAACUCCAAACACUGGCAAAAGCAAAGCUAACAUUUCUCUAUCCCUGGGAGAACAAAGACAUGCCUAUAUACACCAGGAGUGCGGAAAGUAUACUGCAAAGAUAGGAUACCUUUGUGUCCUCAAUAUAUCAAUUUUAAAGUUUGAUUUUAAAAGCCCCUUUGUAUCUUCCAGGACCUGAGGAAGGAAAUUUAUCCAUGUGUCCCCAACUUGUUUUAAUUUGAGUUUGAGCUUUAUCACAAUUUUCCUCCCAAUUAGUAUCUGGUGGCUUUCAUGUUGGCCAUGGUGAAGCCACACUAGAUUUGAAAAGAGCUGUCCAAGGUGCUAAACCCAUUUUCUAAACAGGACUAGAAAGUCCUAAAGGUCUUUCAAAGCAAACACUUUUACAAUUUGACUUUCUGGGAGCAUAUAUAUUCCCUUGGGUUCCAGGGGAAGACACAUGCAACCUCAAGACCUCUGGAAGUUUCCCACCUGAGCUGCACAUGUUUACUCAGAAUACUCUGCCUACAGUGGGGCUUAUUCCCCAGUUAGUGGAUGUAGGAGUAAUGCCUAAUCUAUAUGUUCACAUUCCCCAAGCCUAGGUACUUCAUAGCCACAGUUUGUCCUCCCUGAUUUCAGAAAAACUGCAUACAAUUUAUUGAGAGAUGUACAAAGGGAAUUUCAUGAUUGAAAAAAGAAGUGGUUGGAGUUUAAGCUUGUUUGUAUGGAUAUAUUAGUUGCAGAAAAGUGAGGAACAAAAUAAAAAUGAAAAAGCAACAUAAAUAUGCCACUGUACACACUGUUUUACCCUCCAGUCAAUAUUGGCAUGGGUGUAUAGUGAGGAAAUGCCAAGUGUUUGAACUUUUAGAUUGUUUUUAUAGCCUGAUCCAUUCUUAAACGUUUGGAGGUAAGCCACUUGAUUCCCGGCGGUGUUAAAUUGACUCAGAUCUGAAUGUUUAUCUCACAUGGGUUGCAGAAUGAGCUACUGGCAUAACUAACUCACCAGGUUUGAAACUGUUCCUAGUUUAUUGCAGUAUACUAAAAGGAGACAGUAUGUGAUUUUGCAGAAAAGCUGCUGAAGGCUGAUCAUCUAGUUCUGUGGCUAUGUGUUUUUGCCGUCUAUGCUCCUGUGUUGCACAUCUUGCCUUCGAUCUUCACCCACCAUCACACUCUCUGUGACUAAAAAACAUCCAAAUGGAAUGUAAACAGACAACACUGUGCUGCUUUGUCAUUGUACACUAACAAAUGAUGUUUGCAUGCAUGUUGUCUCCCUUAUGCUCAGGUAUAAGAACUGAUUCUCUUGUAAAUCCACAGCUAUAAAUGAUAAUGCACAGUU
This is a messenger RNA of Anolis carolinensis (green anole), 7874 nucleotides long. It is a transcript of the gene npy2r, whose product is annotated as neuropeptide Y receptor Y2. The transcript has 4 exons. Gene Ontology annotation, molecular function: neuropeptide Y receptor activity; neuropeptide binding. NCBI's taxonomy places the organism in Eukaryota, Metazoa, Chordata, Lepidosauria, Squamata, Anolidae. The record is from RefSeq and is a predicted model, not a curated record. Bases 2946 to 4097 code for a protein of 383 amino acids. Gene Ontology annotation, cellular component: neuron projection; plasma membrane. Gene Ontology annotation, biological process: G protein-coupled receptor signaling pathway.